UGUCCUUGGUGUUAAACAGUGCGUGUGUGAGGCGUUCACGGACCGCUGCCUCUGCGGUUUCACUAUUUUCUAUCACAUUUUAAUCUUGUUGGGGGCAAACAGAGCCUUCACCUGUCUGAGCUGCAAAACACCUGAGUUUAUCAGGUACUGAAUGAUGCGUUCACUGUCUGUAAACUGGUCGUACAGCAUCUAGUUUCACAGGUGGCAGUUACCUGCGAGCCUCAGUGUCUGAGUAAGGGAGCCCGUGAGGGUCAGUUCUUCCACACGCUGAUCAGGAUGCUGCAGCUGUGUAAAGUCACCAGCGCCCUGUUCAUCAGUAACGCCCGCUCGGCCUGCAGCGACGAGCUGCUCCAGCAGGAGGCGGUGACGCUCUGCAUCAACGUCUCCAAGCAGCAGCCGUUUCCGUCCACCGGCGUCGCCAAGCUGCAGAUCCCCGUCUACGACGACCCCAACGAGGACCUGUACAGCCACUUCGACCGCUGCGCCGACGCCAUCCAGAAGGAGGCGAACCGCGGAGGACGCAGCGUCGUCUACUGCAAGAACGGACGCAGCCGCUCGGCCACCAUCUGCAUCGCCUACCUGAUGAAGCACCGCAAACUGACGCUGACGGACGCCGUACAGAGAGUGAAGACGGCUCGUCACGUGAUCGAUCCGAACCCCGGCUUCAUGUCUCAGCUGCAGAGGUACGAACAGGAGCUGAAGAAGAGACGGGGAGAGACAGAGUCCUGAUCCUCAGCCGGAAGCCUUCGUCCAGUCCCUCAGGUCUUAAUGUGAAAACACAUCAGGUGAACUGCUUCCUCUCCGUCCGUCAGAGUCUCUGCGGGACCAGAGCUGCGCUUUGUUCUGAUCUGAACCCUGUUUUUCCAUCUUUCCAUCUCUCCAUCUCUCUGUGUCGCACAAUUAAGAUUAAAAAUCAAAUGAAUAAUAUAAAAUAAAUUCUAUGACAGGCCUGUAGAUAUAAAGUCAGUUAAUGCCUGUUUAAAAAUGUGUUUUUAUCAGGUGAUAAAAACAAAGAAAUGUGGCAGAGCAGAUCGUGAACAGUAGUUUAUUCUGCAUUUUAGAUGCUUUGACAUGAAAUGGUAAAAUUUCUAGAAUUAAAAAAUGAAAAGAAGCUUUUUGUUCUGACCUCAGUGAGCUGCAUUUUGCAUCAGAGCUUAGCAGGUUAGAAACACAGAUAUUUAACACGUUAUACUCCACAGAUGUUUGAUUGACCACGUCUCCGUCUUCAGAGAAGCAGCUGAUGAGAUUUUUAUAUUGAUCAAAGUUUAUGAUGGAAAAGAUGUGAAAACAUGGUUUUAAAAAAAGAUUGGUUUUAUUUUUUCUGUGGACUGAAAACUUUCAAACUGUACCAGGAUUGUGUUUGUAGUUCCACCUUCUGCCUCUAGAUGCAAACAUUUCUGUAGAAAACGAUGCAGGAUCACACUCAGACUCAGCCUCAGUCUGAUCAGCCACAGUAACUGGAAACACCUGUGGAGGCAAACAGAGCCUCCACCUGCAACUUCACCUUCAAAGGCCAGAAAACCUCAGUUUAUCAGGUACUGAAUGAUGUAUUUAAUGUUUUUCAGCCGAUUGUACAGCUUCUAGUUUGAAAUUUGAAUUCAACGUCCUAUAAAUGAUUAAUACUCUAAGAAGCCAGCAGAGGACAGAGUAAAUUAAACAGAUACAGAGUUCAGCUCAGGUUCAAAGUGAUAAUGAGAGUUGGAGACACAUUAUUCUGAGAGUUUAGAAAUGUUAGUGUUUAAUGUGUGUGUGUGUGUGUGUGUGUGUAUCUCAGGUGUGUUUUCCUCAUUUUGUGGUGCUGCCACUUAGAACUUUAUUAUUAUUAUUGUUAUUAUUAAGGAAGGCUCUGAAGUACGCAGAUGUCAUUAUAAACCACAUCAGACCUCAGUAAAUGUGUGAUGAUGAAAACAAACACACCUGCUCUGUAUCUUUACCUGAGUUUUGUCACUGUAAAGAAAAACGAGGUGAAACAAAGGCCUGAACGUGCUCCGUGUCCCUUUAAGACUCUGCCACUGCACAAACGUCUGAGUUUCAUUUGUUGGAAGAUGAAAUAAAUGUGUGUUCAUCUCUCAGGAAUCAGCUUUGUGUAAUUCUAAGUGAAGUCAUUUUAAAUUGGGUAAAUUAAAAAUGGGUAAAAAUCACGUGUAUUAUGACGCUGAUGCAUUAACCUGAGGCUGAUGGUGUUUAAAUAUUGUGACGUAUGAUGUGAUCCGAUCCGAUUUCCUCGUGCACUGUUGUAAAAGCUCCUCCAGGCCGGAGGAACCUCAGCUUGCGUCGCUCGGCGUGAGUUCCACUGGAACAAACCCUCUGGGCGACUGUGGACGUGACAUCCGUUAGUUGC
This is a messenger RNA of Toxotes jaculatrix (banded archerfish), 2341 nucleotides long. RefSeq names its product dual specificity phosphatase 28 (gene dusp28). The record is from RefSeq and is a predicted model, not a curated record. Lineage: Eukaryota; Metazoa; Chordata; Actinopteri; Toxotidae. Gene Ontology annotation, molecular function: MAP kinase tyrosine/serine/threonine phosphatase activity. Gene Ontology annotation, biological process: protein dephosphorylation. Bases 277 to 729 code for a protein of 150 amino acids. The transcript has 3 exons. Gene Ontology annotation, cellular component: cytoplasm.